Molecule: messenger RNA, 9990 nt
Organism: Oncorhynchus nerka (sockeye salmon)
Lineage: Eukaryota; Metazoa; Chordata; Actinopteri; Salmoniformes; Salmonidae
Product: tensin-2-like
Exons: 28
Coding region: 328-5898 (1856 amino acids)
Biological process (GO): peptidyl-tyrosine dephosphorylation
Cellular component (GO): focal adhesion
Molecular function (GO): protein tyrosine phosphatase activity; protein binding
Source: RefSeq, a predicted model, not a curated record
GAGAGGUAUUGAUAUUGCUAUGAGAGAAGACAGAGGGAGAGAGACCAUAUAUGUAAAGAAUAUAGUAUAUGAGUAUUUGAGAGACGGGGGAUGCAUGUGUCUGUGUGAGACAGAGAGAGGAGUGAGAGAAGGUAUAUCCUCUGGCCCUUGGAGAGUGAGCGUGAGGCUGAAUGGGAGCCAGAAAAAGGGGAAGGGCCUCGCGUCAGCCAACAAAAACAGCUGCCUGAGACUACGCAGGAAAACAGUGUCUGGUAGAGUAUAGGGAGAGGUGGACAGGGAGAGAGAGGACAGGAGAGAGAGAGAGAGCGCCAGGGCUCACAUCUCUAUAUGGGUUGCGUCCUGACUGCGGAGCCUUGCUGUGGGGAGGAAGCAGAGCCUGUGCCCGUGGUGAGAGGGUCACCGACGCGCCGAGGUCCAGAGAGGUCCAACAGCGGCAGGAUGAGGCUGACUAAGACAGGGAAGGGGGAGCCCCAUGUCUUCAAGGAGAAAACCUUUAAGAAGAACCGUCAGUGUGGGGUGUGUCGUCAGAGUGUGGACAACACGGGGUCCUUUUGCCAAGUGUGUAAAACAGCCACUCACAAGAAAUGCGAGGCAAAGGUGACCACAGCUUGCAUCCCAGCUCUCCCGUCUGAUCUGCAGGGCAAAGGAACUGCUCCAUCCCGACAUAUCCAACACCUGGGCUCCACAAGGUCUUUGACUUACAACAAACAGAGGAACACCCUCUCCAGGAGUAUCAGUGUGGACCGUGUGAUGGAGAGAGUCAUGGAGCGUCAUUAUGACUUUGACCUGACCUACAUCACUGAGAGGAUCAUCUCCGUGUUCUUCCCCCCUCUGCUGGACGAGCAGCGCUACCGUCUCAACCUCAAGGAGGUGACCGCCAUGCUCAGGUCCAAGCACCAGGACAAGUUCCUGCUCUUCAAUCUCUCUGAACGACACCAUGACAUCACCCGCAUGAAUCCAAAGGUCCUUGACUUCGGCUGGCCUGACUUCCAUGCCCCUCCCCUGGACAAGAUCUGUGCCAUGUGUAAGGCCAUGGAGACGUGGCUGACCUCCGACCCCCAGCAUGUGGUGGUCCUGCACUGCAAGGGCAACAAGGGCAAAACAGGAGUGCUUAUUGCAGCCUACAUGCACUACAGCAAGAUCUCUGCAGGGGCAGACCAGGCCCUCAGCACCCUGGCCAUGAGGAAGUUCUGCGAGGAUAAGGUAUCUUCCUCCCUCCAACCGUCCCAAAACAGGUAUAUCUACUACUUUGGGGGGCUCCUCUCUGGGGCGAUCAAGAUUAACAGCAGUCUGCUACUCCUCCACCAGGUCCUCAUCCCCACGCUUCCUAAAUUCCAGGGCAAAGGAGGUUACUUCCCCUUCCUGAAGAUCUACCAGUCCAUGCAGCUGGUCUAUACAUCAGGGAUAUAUGACUUGAAGGGUUCUGUGGGCAGAAGACUGUGUGUGACCAUUGAGCCUGCACUGCUGCUGAAGGGAGACAUCAUGGUGAAGUGUUACCACAGACGGGCACAGGGUGCAGAGAGGGACACAGUGUUCAGACUGCAGUUCCACACCUGCACCAUCCACGGGGCCCAGCUAUGGUUCGGCAAGGGGGAGUUGGAUGAGGCCUGUACUGAUGAACGAUUUCCCUCGGAUGCCACUGUGGAGUUUGUCUUCUCCUCGGGACCAGAGAAAAUGAAAGGGCGUGAGUACCAGAGAAAUGACCCUGCUGUCACAGUGGACUACAACACAGCUGAUCCAGUGGUGCGCUGGGACUCCUAUGAGAACUUCAACCAGCGCUAUCAAGACAGCCUCGAUGACAUAGCCCACACCAGGGGUCCAGUGGACGGAAGUCUGUACGCCCAGAUAAAGAAGCGUCUCUCAGCCUCAGGCUCUGGCUCCCUGACCUCCACCAAUGGCAGUCCAGCAGGCACCAGCGAGGAGAGGCCCAGUCAGAGCCAGCUGCUCUCUCCCAGCUCUGACUCUCUCACUCACUCCGGCCACUCGUCUGCCCUCCCAGAGCAUCCAGAGGAGUCCAGAGGGCUCCCGCCACCCACCCGGCAGGAGAGAGAGGACCUGGACCGACUGCUGGGGGGCAUCGAGGGGGAGAGGGACGGCCUGGACAGAGAGAGGGAGACUGCCAUCCUGGACGAUGGGGACUUGUCGUCUGAGCAUACAGGCACCCUGAGGCUCGACCGCUCCUGUUCUUGCCGGGUGGGCUACCACUCCCAGAGCUGUGCCGAGCCCGGCUGUGACCGACUCCACCUCAUGUCCAAUGGCUACUGCCGGGACAGAGCUCCGGGCACCAACGGCCACCCUGGGUCACCACCCUUGACUAACCCUGCCACCGUCCCCUCACACAUGGACCUGUGUCAGCACUACAGCCCACACCCUCAACCCCAUCAGGCCCUGCCUCCCCCUGACCUGGUAUGGAACCGCCAACAGGGCCCUCCACACUACCUGCACCGUGAGGGACCCUCUCGUCACCCCUCUCUGUGCCCCUAUCCAUCCCAGGACCUGACCUCUCACCCCCACAUCCUUCAUCCCGGGCGCCUGCUCUGUAGAAGUGAUGACUAUGGUCCGUACCACCACCCUCCCUCACACACACACCAUCACCCUCACCACCCCAAGUCCUCCGGGUCCUACCAAGAUAUGCUGCUGCUGGAUGGCAUGCCGCCCCCUGGCUGCCCCUGCCGGGACUGCCUCAUCAGGAGGGAGGAUUCAGCCUUCCACGGUCUGCGGCUGGAGCGAGGAGAGAGCUUCCACUGGGACAGAGAGGCAGAACUGCAGCAUCGGGAAGCAGGGCUAAGGAGAGUAAGGGAGUCUGAGCUGCCUAGAGGGGCAGAGAUGCACUGGGAGAGGGAGGCAGGGGGACUGAGAAGAGGCAGGGAGAUGUCACUGCACUGGGAGAGAGACAGGGAGGCAGAGCUCCAAUGGGAGAGGGAGAGAAAGGCCGACUAUUGGCACCGGAGGGCCUACAGGCUUCAGGACCACGAGCUACCUGCCUUCUCCUUUGACCCUCUGCCGUCCGGCCACCCUGCGUACCCAGAGGCAUCUCGCUCCCACGGCCACGCCCACCUGGACCUGAAGUACAGCAGCAGUAGCAGCAGUGGCUACCAGACCCCGCACCAGGUCUGCCUCUGCUCCCACUACCAGCCCUCCCCCUCUGAGAGCAGGGGUUAUGCCUCAGGUUACCAGUCUGAGUCCACCUCCCCUCUGCCCCCUCCCUCCACCCUGUCAGGCCCCUGCAGCCACACCAGAGGGCCAGCAGACCACCACCCCGAAGCCCACACUCAGAAGUACCCAUCUGAGAGCCAGACAGAUGGAAGGGGGAUGAGUGAGAACGUGAGUUGGCGGGACCACAUCUCCCAGGGUUCCUUCAAGAGGAUGCAUCCUUCAAGAGAUGUCCCGUGUUCCACGCCCUCUGACCUCUCUAGGCCGCCCACCCCUGUUCUCACCAGCAGCCCUCUGUGCACACAAGAAAGCCUCAGUCUAGGUGUGCACUCACUAGUUGGAUCGACUGACAUAGUCAACAGUGACUGUGAGUCUGUCCAGUCUCAGGAUAGGCCCGGCAGUGCUGCUGCUCAGGGGUCGCAGGUCAACCAGCAACACAUCCCUGACCCUUUACAGUCUACAUCCGUGACACCCACACCUUCCCCCACCCAACCCAACAGCCACUGGACCAGACUGACAGCAACACAACCACCCUCACCCUACCAGCCCCAGAACCACAGCGCUACAUCUUCUCCCCAACAGCCCCAGAACCACAGUGCUACACCUUCACCCCACCAGCCCCAGAACCACAGCGCUACAUAUUCACCCCACCAGCCCCAAAACCACAGUGCUACAUCUUCUCCCCAACAGCCCCAGAACCACAGUGCUACAUCUUCUCCCCAACAGCCCCAGAACCACAGUGCUACAUCUUCACCCCACCAGCCCCAGAACCACAGUGCUACAUCUUCACCCCACCAGCCCCAGAACCACAGUGCUACAUCUUCACCCCACCAGCCCCAGAACCACAGUACUACAUCUUCACCCCACCAGCCCCAGAACCACAGUGCUACAUUUUCGCCCCACCAGCCCCAGAACCACAGUACUACACCUUCACCCCACCAGCCCCAGAACCACAGUGCUACAUCUUCACCCCACCAGCCCCAGAACUACAGUGCUACAUCUUCACCCCACCAGCCCCAGAACCACAGUACUACACCUUCACCCCACCAGCCCCAGAACCACAGUACUACACCUUCACCCCACCAGCCCCAGAACCACAGUACUACACCUUCACCCCACCAGCCCCAGAACCACAGUGCUACAUCUUCACCCCACCAGCCCCAGAACUACAUUGCUACAUCUUCACCCUCAACUACAACCAGCCAGCCCAGCAACCACUGCCACCCUGCUACACCCACUCAGACACCCACUGAGAAAGCUAGCCUAACUGGUCCAAAGACCACCCAUCCUACAGAGACUGCUGUACUGCCUCCUGUUGCCCAGCCCCAGUUCCAGUCCCCCAACCCUGUACCUGGAGCAUGUCCACUCAGGAAACUGACCACAGAGGUCCCUAAAUCCAGUUCCACCCUCACCUCGGCCCCUUCCUCCCCCCAGCCUCCCAUCAGCAGUCUGGAGGGGUUCCCCUCCUCAGAGCCUCCUGUGCCCGGCUUCGCCACCCUGGGCCGGAAGUUGAUGCUGGUCACUGAGCCCCCAGGACCCCUGCAGCACUACCCUGGCAUGGAGGGCAGCACCAGCGGGCACUCUCCAGCCCCUGAGGUACACACCACCCCCACAUUCCCCAUCUCUGCCACCGGCUGCUAUCCCCCAUCAGUCCGACAUGUGCCAUACUUGAGCUACACUGCUGUCACCAUCCCCCAGUGCCCACUCCCAGAGAAACGGGGUCAGUCUGCCCAGCCAGGGUCGCCUAAUUGCGGGGUGAGGACCCUGAGGCCAACCACCUCACAGCACCAUGUCACCUUCUCUCCAACUGUGGGGGAGAUGGCGCCCCCUGCAGGCCAAGGAGAGGGAGUGCUAUCUCUGGAGAGUGAGAUGGCAGGCAGAGUCAGUGUUACGUUUGUCCAGGACAACUCACGCUUCUGGUACAAGCCUGGCAUCUCCAGGGACCAAGCCAUAGCUGCGCUGAAGGAGAGAGAACCAGGGGCCUUUCUUAUCCGGGACAGCAACUCCUUCCAGGGAGCCUAUGGCCUGGCACUGAAAGUGGCCACCCCGCCCGCUAACCUCAACAACCCCAGCAGCAGAGUGGUCGAUCCAUUAGAGCAGCUGGUGCGACACUUCCUGAUUGAGACGGGCCCCCGUGGAGUGAAGAUCAAAGGCUGUCAGAAUGAGCCCCACUUUGGGAGUUUGUCUGCGUUAGUAUACCAGCACUCCAUCACUCCCAUCUCUCUGCCCUGUUCCCUACGGAUCCCAGAGAAAGAUCCCAUUGGAGAAAUGCAGGAGCUGCAGUCGACUGCUAGUAACAUGAGCACAGCUUCAGACCUGCUCAAACAGGGUGCAGCCUGUAAUGUGCUUUACCUGAACUCUGUGGAGACUGAGUCACUGACCGGACCCCAGGCCAUCUCCAGAGCAACCGGAGCCACCCUGGCACAGAACCCCCGGCCAGCGGCCACAGUGGUCCACUUCAAAGUGUCCUCACAGGGCAUCACACUGACCGACAGCCAGCGCAGGGUGUUCUUCAGGAGACACUACCCAGUCAACAGUGUGACCUUCAGCAGCAUCGACCCCCAGGACAGGAGGUGGACUAACUCAGACAGCACAACUUCUAAGGUGUUUGGGUUUGUAGCCAAGAAGCCAGGCAGCAUGGCAGAGAACGUGUGUCAUCUGUUUGCCGAGCUCGACCCGGAGCAGCCUGCCUCAGCCAUCGUCAACUUCAUCAACAAGGUGAUGUUAGGGCCGCAGCGCAGGUAGAGAGACAGAAAAGGACCAAGCCAGGGACCUGUCACCGCAACAACACUGUCACAACUCCUAAAGAGAAUCAGGAGGCUACAGAAAUGCUUUACAGACCCAUAAAGGACCAGUGGUGGUGGCAUCUUUUCAAAGACUGAGUUUUGACCCCAAAGGCUCAACAUUUUGAAUUAUAAUCUAAAUGUAAUCGUUGUUAAUAUUCUAAUGUCUAUAAUGCCGCCAUUGAUAGUUGCCUUCGAGAUACCAAAGCUUUGUCACUUGUUAGUCAGUAAUCUAAGGUAUCAAUAAGUAGCCUAGUCUACCAAAGAUCUUGCCUCAACCCUGUCACUCUCCAUUUGACAACCAUAAGUGUAAGUCAAACACAAUGUAGAAGAUGAUAUAGUCCUACAGCAGGCUACAGUAGACUACAGUAGAUUACAGUAGGCUACAGUAGGCUACAUUAGGCUACAGUAGAUUACAGUAGGCUACAGUAGGCUACAGUAGACUGUAGACUGAUUAGGCUACAGUAGAUUACAGUAGGCUACAGUAGACUGACUACAUUAGGCUACAGUAGACUACAGUAGGCUACAGUAGACUGACUACAUUAGGCUACAGUAUAUUACAUUAGGCGACAGUAGACUGACUACAUUAGGCUACAGUAGACUGACUACAUUAGGCUACAGUAGAUUACAGUAGGCUACAGUAGAUUACAGUAGGCUACAGUAGACGACAGUAGGCUACAGUAGACGACAGUAGGCUACAGUACACUGACUACAUUAGGCUACAGUAGAUUACAAUAGGCUACAUGUAUAUUACAUUAGGCUACAGUAGACUACAUUAGGCUACAGUGGAUUACAGUAGACAACAGUAGACUGCAGUAGACUGACUACAUUAGGCUACAGUAGACUACAUUAGGCUACAGUAGAAUACAGUAGACAACAGUAUACUGCAGUAGACUGACUACAUUAGGGUACAGAAGGGUAUGUUAGGCUACAGUAGAUUACAGUAGGCUACAGUGGAUUACAGCAGACUACAGUAGGCUGCAUUAGACUACAUUAGGCUACAGUAGAAUACAGCAGACUACAGUAGGCUGCAUUAGACUGACUACAUUAGGCUACAGUAGACUACAUUAGGCUACAGUAGAAUACAGCAGACUACAGUAGGCUGCAUUAGACUGACUACAUUAGGCUACAGUAGACUACAUUAGGCUACAGUAGAAUACAGCAGACUACAGUAGGCUGCAUUAGACUGACUACAUUAGGCUACAGUAGACUACAUUAGGCUACAGUAGAUUACAGUAGGCUACAGUAGACUACAUUAGGCUACAGUAGACUACAGUAGACUACAGUAGGCUGCAUUAGACAGGCUACAGUAGACUACAUUAGAUUACAGUAGGCUACAGUAGACUACAUUAGAUUACAGUGGGCUACAGUAGAUUACAGUAGGCUACAGUAGACUACAGUAGACUGCAUUAGACUGACUACAUUAGGCUAUAGUAGACUACAGUAGGCUACAGUAGACUACAUUAGAUUACAGUAGGCUACAGUAGAUUACAGUAGGCUACAGUAGACUACAUUAGAUUACAGUAGGCUACAGUAGAUUACAGUAGGCUACAGUAGACUACAGUAGACUGCAUUAGACUGACUACAUUAGGCUAUAGUAGACUACAUUAGGCUACAGCAGGGUAUGUUAUGCUACAGUUGAAAGUAAAAGUGAGAAACGUCUAUUUGUAAUGUGCAAGCGACAAAGUGUAUGUGGUUAGGGUAUCGAUGUGUGUGGAGAAUAGGAGUUAGGGCACAGAUAUGGUCAUGUAUGGAGGCUAGGGGUUAGGGCACAGAUAUGGUAAUGUAUGGAGGCUAGGGGUUAGGGCACAGAUAUGGUAAUGUAUGGAGGCUAGGGGUUAGGGCACAGAUAUGGUAAUGUGGUGGAGGCUAGGGUACAGAUAUGGUAAUGUGGUGGAGGCUAAGGGCUAGGGCACAGAUAUGGUAAUGUGGUGGAGGCUAAGGGCUAGGGCACGGAUAUGGUAAUGUGAUGGAGGCUAAGGGCUAGGGCACAGAUAUGGUAAUGUAUGUAGGGGCUACGGUACAGAUAUGGUAAUGUGGUGGAGGCUAGGGGCUAGGGCACAGAUAUGGUAAUGUGGUGGGGCUAGGGCACAGAUAUGGUAAUGUAUGUAGGGGCUACGGUACAGAUAUGGUAAUGUGAUGAAGGCUAGGGGGUAGGGCACAGAUCUGGUAAUGUGGUGGAGGCUAAGGGCUAGGGCACAGAUAUGGUAAUGUGGUGGGGGCUAGGGAACAGAUAUGGUAAUGUGCUGGAGGCUAGGGCACAGAUAUGGUCAUGUAUGUAGGAUCUACGGUACAGAUAUGGUAAUGUGGUGGAGGCUAAGGGCUAGGGCACAGAUAUGGUAAUGUGAAGGGGGCUAGGGAACAGAUAUGGUAAUGUGGUGGAGGCUAGGGGCUAGGGCAAAGAUAUGGUAAUGUAUGUAGGGGCUACGGUACAGAAAUGGUAAUAUGGUGGAGGCUAAGGGCUAGGGCACAGAUAUGGUAAUGUGAUGGAGGCAAGGGGCUAGGGUACAGUUAUGGUAAUGUGUGGAGGCUAGGGGUUAGGGUACAGAUAUGGUAAUGUGUGGAGGCUAGGGGUUAGAGUACAGAUAUGGUAAUGUGUGGAGGCUAGGGGUUAGAGUACAGAUAUGGUAAUGUGUGGAGGCUAGGGGUUAGAGUACAUAUAUGGUAAUGAGUGGAGGCUAGGGGUUAGGGUACAGAAAUGGUAAUGUAUGUAGGGGUUACGGUACAGAUAUGGUAAUGUGUGGAGGCUAGAGGUUAGGGUACAGAAAUGGUAAUGUGUGGAGGCUAGGGGUUAGGGUACAGAUAUGGUAAUGUGUGGAGGCUAGGGGUUAGAGUACAGAUUGGUAAUGUGUGGAGGCUAGGGGUUAGGGUACAGAUAUGGUAAUGUGUGGAGGCUAGGGGUUAGGGUACAGAUAUGGUAAUGUGUGUAGGGGCUACAGUACAGAUAUGGUAAUGUGAUGGAGGCUAGGGGUUAGGGUACAGAUUGGUAAUGUGUGGAGGCUAGGGGUUAGGGUACAGAUAUGGUAAUGUGUGGAGGCUAGGGGUUAGGGUACAGAUAUGGUAAUGUGUGUAGGGGCUACAGUACAGAUAUGGUAAUGAGUGGAGGCUAGGGGUUAGGGUAAUGUGUGGAGGCUAGGGGUUAGGGUACAGAUAUAGUAAUGUGUGGAGGCUAGGGGUUAGGGUACAGACAUGGUAAUGAGUGGAGGCUAGGGGUUAGGGUAAUGUGUGGAGGCUAGGGGUUAGAGUACAGAUAUGGUAAUGUGUGGAGGCUAGGGGUUAGAGUACACAUAUGGUAAUAUGUGGAGGCUAGGGGUUAGAGUACAGAUAUAGCAAGUCCCAGAGAUGAUGGGGUAUUGUUAUGUUUAGUUCUCGUGAAUUGUGCCCUAGAAAGAAACACUUACAGUAACCAAGGACAACCAAGGAACAACGGUGUGCCACACCACUGCCCUCCCCAGGGCAUUGUAUAACCAUGGAUUCUUCUGUCAAGCACUGUACACAAUAAUAUCGCUGCAAAUAGUCAUGUAGUUCUAUUAUACACAUAUAUGGGUAAAUGCUAACCUAUGAUGCAAAUAAUAUUCCUUAUAUUGUAUAUUUUUGGGAAAUAUAUUCCAACAUUAAAAACAAGACAAGGAUGAGGUCAUGUCUUUGCCACAACUUCAACGUAAUGCUCACAUAUCUUUUUUACCUGUAUGACUUUAUGUACAAACACAAAUCAGAGAGGUGUUUAAGGCCCUAUGUACUUAAACCAAAGACAAAGCACUCCUGUAUUAAGAAUUCAUCUUUCAUAUUUUUAAGCUUCAUGUGUUUGUAUUGAUACGAAUUUUGCAUCGUUUUUGUAAGACAUGAAGACUACUUUGUAUAAAAGUGGUAAUAUAUUAUGGUCUGUUUUCUUAUUGAUCUUUAUAUGUAGUAAUAUAUUCUCACAUGCAGCUAGGAAAGUGAAAGUAAAAACGAAACAUUGAGGAAAAUAAUCUUGUUAUAUGCUAUUUUUUUAAAGAAAGCUUUGUAUGCACAAAUGAAUAUAAUAAAACGAAAGUUGUGGUACCAAAUCUGA